Molecule: messenger RNA, 142 nt
Organism: Racocetra persica
Lineage: Eukaryota; Fungi; Glomeromycota; Glomeromycetes; Diversisporales; Gigasporaceae
Source: the annotation of a GenBank genome assembly
UUAAUAUGUGAAAAAAGACGCAAAUUUGCUCAACAACUUGGUCUUAACCCCCAAGAUUGUAAUAUACCUGAUUUUUCUGUUGGUUGGCUGUUCUCAUUUGAGCAAUAUUAUGGUUUUAAAAUGCAUAAAAUACAUAGAGAAA